AUGGUGAUGAAGAAAUCAUCGAAUUUAUAUGAUAGUAAAUUGGUAGAGAGAAUUGAGAGUCUCGACUUCUCAGGCAAUGCUUAUUUGGAUGCCGACACCAUUGCCACCAAACUAAGAUCACAAUUCUCAGAGUACAAUAGAAAACAAUAUAAACCAUUCUUGACUCAAGUUGAAAGAGCCAUACAGGUUAUUAUGAAAUCAACUGAUGAAUAUAUUGAUGAUCCAGAGUUUGAUGAUGAUGAGAAUGUUGAUAAUAAUAACAAUAAUACAACACCAAAUACACCAAAUACAGUAGAAAUCAAUUUAGAUCAACCACCACAAGAUGAUAAAAUGAUGUCUGAAGAUGGACAUGAUAGUGACAUUGAAUUUAUAUCAGAAACAAAACUUAUUACUAAACAACAACAAAAUAACAAACAACAACAACAACAACAACAAAAUAAUAGUUUAAAUCAAACUAUUCUUUCAAACUAUUCAAAAUCAGAUUCGAAAUCUAAAUCGUUGACACCACCAACUACACCACCAGUUUAUGUUAGUAACAAUCCAUUGGGUAAGAGAUCAAGAGAUGUCGUAACAUCAACACCAACCACACCAAUAAAAUCAGAUACGGUAGCAGCAGAUCAACAACCACAAACACCAAACGAUACUCUAAAGAAACAACGUAGAUUAAAACAAUCGCAGACAUCGGUUGCCUCCGAUCGUAAUCCAUUGGCAACCUCAAAGGAUUCAUCGUCGCUUGCAAAGGUCGGAACUAUUCCAUCGGUCGACUUUUCGAAUAUGGGUGGUAUCGAACAGGUUCUCAAGGACAUCAGAGAGCAAAUCGAAUAUCCAAUCAAUCAUCCAGAGGUUUACAGACAUCUAGGUGCCGAUCCUCCAAGAGGUAUACUACUACACGGUCCACCAGGCACCGGUAAGACACUGCUGGCCAACGCCAUUGCCGGUGAACUCAAAAUUCCACUCAUCUCUAUCUCAGCACCCGAGAUUGCAAGCGGUCUCUCUGGUGAAUCGGAAUCAAAGAUUCGUGGACUAUUCGCAUCGGCACAGGAACAAGCACCGUGCAUUGUAUUCAUCGAUGAAAUCGAUGCCAUCGCACCGAAACGUGAGAAUGCAUCGAAAGAGAUGGAGCGUCGUAUCGUCGCCCAACUCCUCACAUGUAUGGAUUCAUUGAAUAUGCGUGCAUCAACAAGUAAUACCAAUUAUCAAUCAACAAGAUCAUCAAAUAUCAAUGAGCAACAACAACAACAACAACAAUCAACAAAUAGUAAUAAUAAUAAUAAUAAUAAUGAACAACAACAACAACAAAUAGAAUCAAUUGUUCAGAAAAAUAAUGGACAUAUUAUGGUUAUUGGUGCAACUAGUAGACCGGAAUCUAUUGAUCCAGCUUUGAGAAUGGGUGGUAGAUUCGAUAGAGAGAUGGCGUUGGGUGUACCAGAUUUGGUUGCAAGAGAAAAGAUACUGAGGGUUCUCACUUCGAGAAUGCGAUUGAGUAAGGAUUUCGAUUAUCAGGAGAUUGCUUCGCUGACACCUGGUUAUGUCGGUGCCGAUGUGAAUUUGCUGGCAAAGACCGCUGCAACCUUUUCGAUUGUACGUGCAUUCUCUCAAGCCAACAUGGAUACACCAGAGAAAAUGAAACAGCCUUUCGAUGCCAGCCAACUCGAUCAACUCUACAUUGAGAUGGCAGACUUUAAGAAUGCAGUGAAGAAAGUUCAACCAUCGGCCAAAAGAGAAGGUUUUGCAACCAUACCCAAUGUUACAUGGGACGAUAUCGGAGCGCUUCGUUCAAUUCGUGAGGAACUCACCAAGACUAUUCUCCGUCCGAUUAGACAUCCUGCAACCUACAAGGGUCUUGGUAUCGAUUCGCCAGCCGGUGUACUCAUGUACGGUCCACCCGGUUGUGGUAAAACUCUGCUAGCUAAAGCAAUCGCAAGUGAAUGUCAGGCAAAUUUCAUAUCUGUUAAAGGUCCUGAAUUGUUGAAUAAAUAUGUUGGUGAGUCUGAAAGAGCGGUUCGACAAGUUUUCCAGAGAGCAUCUGCUUCCGCGCCGUGUGUAAUAUUUUUUGAUGAGUUUGAUGCGCUGGCGCCAAAGAGAGGAACCGACGGUGGAAAUCAAGCGACCGAGAGAGUUGUCAAUCAGCUGCUAACAGAGAUGGACGGUUUGGAGAAGCGUUCAGAGGUGUUUAUCGUCGCUGCAACCAAUCGUCCCGAUAUCAUUGACAGUGCCAUGCUCAGACCUGGUCGUCUCGACAAGUUGUUGUAUGUUCCACUGCCAUCGCCAGAGGAGAGAGUCGAAAUCCUAAAGACUGUCACUGCCAAGAUUCCGUUGGAUGCCGACGUCGAUUUGGCAGCGGUCGGUACCGAUUCGAGAUGUCAUGCAUUCAGUGGUGCCGAUCUUUCAUUGUUGGUUAAAGAGGCAGCCAUGUCAGCGUUGGACAAGGUAUUUGAACGUCAGGAAGAUGCCGACGCCAAAGAAACUGUCAAGCCUAAAGUAUCGAUGGAUGACUUUACAUAUGCACUCAACAAGACCAAACCAUCUGUAUCGAAAAAGGAUGAACUUAUGUAUGAUAGAUUGAAUUUGAAUAUUAAACAAACAAGAGAUCAAAUUGCAAAAGAAAAGAAAAAACCAGUUUCAACAAUAACACCAACACCAACAACAAAUUCAAAUAAUAAUGAUCAAAAUGGAACAGAUAAAGUAGCUACAAAUGAUAAAGAUCCAAUGGUAUUAGCAUAA
Messenger RNA from Heterostelium album PN500, 2724 nucleotides. RefSeq names its product AAA ATPase domain-containing protein (gene nvl). Lineage: Eukaryota; Evosea; Eumycetozoa; Acytosteliales; Acytosteliaceae. The transcript is spliced from 3 exons. Gene Ontology annotation, biological process: ribosome biogenesis. The coding region runs from base 1 to 2724 and encodes 907 amino acids. Gene Ontology annotation, molecular function: ATP binding; RNA binding; ATP hydrolysis activity. The record is from RefSeq and is a predicted model, not a curated record. Gene Ontology annotation, cellular component: nucleus.